Molecule: messenger RNA, 1137 nt
Organism: Symbiodinium natans
Lineage: Eukaryota; Dinophyceae; Suessiales; Symbiodiniaceae
Source: the annotation of a GenBank genome assembly
AUGUACCGACACUGCGUGCGAUCAACGUCGGGCACAACGGUGAAGGCGGCCAACCCUGACUACGUGGAUGGCAGCUCCUACACGGACUUGCCGCUACCGGAUUGGAACACGCCGGCGAAGUGGUGCACAGGCCAAGGUGCUAAGCUCAUCGAGAGUGAGGGCAAGCAGCUGAGGGAGGAGAACCACAAGAUGGAUAUGUCUUUGCUCAAGGUGUUCGUGGACACGGAUCAGCGAGAUGCCACUACUGCAAACUCCCUUCUGACGGGUCUUGCCGACAAGGAUGGCAUCUACGUUAGCAAGGUAGAGUACUUUCCAUUGCUCUUCAACGCUAAUGAGCCAAAUUAUGGCAAGGGAGUGUGUGAUGCUGCUGACGGUCAGCUUGUUUCAGCGCAGAAGCAGAGGCGGCUGGACACGACGCCCAUGCCAAUGGGCAUCGGCCUCGCUGGCGACAUGAAUCAGACAAGGUACACAGAAGUACUGGAGCUGAUGGAGAGCUUCAUCGGAAUCGGUGCUGCGGGGCCGUUGACGGACCUGGCCAGCCCACCGUACCUUAACAAGACGAACGGUCAGCUGACUGGAGCACCUGGAGUGAUGAAACUCUUUGCACAGAACCUCCUGUAUGCCUAUGCAUCAGGCAUUCCCUACAAGACGCAUGCGCCGGCCAGCCGGGAGCAGAUCUACCAGCUCAGCUCCUGGAUAUACUGGUAUCGGCAGAUCAACGAGAUACCGGCCGUCUUGGUUCCGGAGAAAGCCUGUGGUGUCCUCUCCAUCAUUAUGACGUUGCUUGACACUUCCAAGCGCAGAAACGUCAUCUAUGUCGGCCACGACAGCGAUCUUGACGCAUUGGCGCACUUCUUUCAGCUUCGCUGGAAGGCGCCUCCUUUUCCAGGGCCGCGUCCCACGCCACCGGGCUCUUCACUGGUCUUUUCGCCCAACAGCGACGGCACGGCUUUAGUACAUUUUGCCUAUCAGGACUUCGACUCCACAGACGACUCUGAAGUCAAGGUCGUGCCCGCCAUUCCCUGCCGGGUGGAUUUGCAUGAAGCACAAGCGUUCAUCGAGAAGCAGAUCAUUCAGCUCGCAGGUCGAGGAUGCCUCAAAGGUUGCCGACGAACCCUUUCUCGAUUCAGAGUCUGA